Macroventuria anomochaeta is the source of this 2206-nucleotide messenger RNA. Its product is annotated as HET-domain-containing protein. The transcript is spliced from 3 exons. Bases 99 to 2165 code for a protein of 688 amino acids. The record is from RefSeq and is a predicted model, not a curated record. Lineage: Eukaryota; Fungi; Ascomycota; Dothideomycetes; Pleosporales; Didymellaceae.
GCGGAUCCCAGGUUUCGUCCCCGCGUACUCGGCGCCUUGACCUAAACUACACCUACCCCCCUCGACUGAAUGCGUGUUCUAUUGGAGCAGUCCUUACGAUGCCGGUCGUCGAAGUGCUUAAUAGCAAAUAUCAAAAACAAAAUAUUAAACUGCAACAGACGCUUGCAGAGACAGAAGAAGGUCCCCUGUACUUUCGUGGCUGGACUGAGAUCGGACCACACAAGACUCGAGUCACAGAUGAGACUGACAGGGGCGGAAUCGUGUGUACAACCUGUCACGGUCAGAGCUCGCUCACUGGAGACAUCUUCUUCAACGCAACAGUCAGAAGCCUCUGGCAUGCCUCGGAAAACGGUUGCAGCUACUGUACCGCUUUACUCGAUGCCGUUAAGACGUUCAAUGGGGAUGCGCAUUUUGACCUGACCCAGAUCACCGUUUCUGUCUUAUCGGCCGAUCCCCGCGAACUUGAUUUGCGCACCCUCUCGAUCAUCUUUUGGAAAUCAGAGGUCGUUGGACGGGCGGACGAUCAGCUUGCAAAGGUAGACAUCUUCCGGAGAACAGGUUAUACUGAGGCCAUAACGGCACCCUCUUGGGCUCGUAAUCUGGCGAUGAAAUAUUUGGCGAGCGGGGACACGUCGUCUAUCAGCGCGUUCGACAAACUGAAAUAUUGGCUCGACAGCUGCGACAAAGAUCACAUAUGCGUCAGCCCUGACACGGAUUUCAUGCCGAAGAGGAUUCUACAAAUCACUGGCGAUUGUGUUUCCCUCAGGGAAGGUCUGGAAGGGCGAGCACGGUAUGCAUGUUUGAGCCAUUGUUGGGGUGUCGACGGUCUCGCCUUCAAGCUGGUCAAAUCUAACCGGGAUGUUCUUUGUCGAGGAAUACCCAUUGCAGAUCUUCCCAAAACCUUUCGAGAUGCGGUGCAAGCGUGCACUCAAUUGAACCUUGAGUUCCUUUGGAUUGAUGGUCUAUGCAUCAUACAGGAUGACCUAGAAGACUGGGAGAAGACUGCUGCCACCAUGGCAGAUAUAUAUCGUCAUGGGUACAUAACACUCGCUGCCACUGUAUCGAGUAACAGCAGUGGGGGUUGUUUCCGGCGUGUCCCAGAUCAGGCAAGACCAAAAGCUCUCCAACGUACCCCUGGACUCUUUAUCGAGGAGCACUCCAGAUGGACUUCUCCACUCCACACAUGGGAUGUCAAGUUCGCAAGCCGGUUCCCUCUGCUUCAGCGUGCGUGGGUCUAUCAGGAGAGACAGUUAUCCCCACGAACAGUACACUUCGCCCACCGCCAGCUCUUAUGGGAGUGUAAAUCUUCUCUUAGAUGUGAGGACGGUGUUCUCGACUACACUAUAUACAGUGAGCCGAUGUUUGGAGACACCACUGUGAAGCGCACGUCAGAACAUUAUAUCCCUGCCUGGCAGCGUAUUGUGAGAGAGUACUCUCGUCUGGACCUCACAUUUCAAGAUGAUAGGCUCCCUGCCAUCGCAGCAGUAGUCGAAGAUAUGAUGGAACGGCGACCGGACGAUUUCUACAUGGCAGGUAUGUGGGUGAACAGUCUCCUUGCCGACCUUACCUGGUAUAUCGAUUCAAAUGCCGGAGCUUUCAAAAGGCUGCAGCCUGCAUCUCACCGACUAUCGCCAUCGUGGGCGUGGGCGUCUGUCCAAGGGCCUAUCAGAUUCUCCGACUACCGUGGAUACCUCCCAGGUAUGGAGAUACUGGAUAUCUCAGGCUCCACUUACGGACCGCGUCAAAUCGGGAGAGUCACGCAUGCGAGUAUCAACAUGAGAGGGCCAGCAACCGAAGCGGCCUUCAAGGACGGCCAAUACGUACAAGUCAGAGAACACCAGUCAUACACUAUACACAAUGUCAGCGGUGACACGGCUGCUGGCACAACCUUCAAAAUAUAUGGUGUGGAGAAAAGCAAGGACUUUGGUCUUGAGGGACAAGACAUCCAAUACAUGGAAGCUGAGAAAUAUCUCUUCUUCUUCAUCAACACUGAUAAGCUCUUUUGUUAUGGACUUAUUCUAAGACAGCUCUCGGACAAUGAGUAUGAGCGAGUCGGCACGUGUGUAUGCCAGACCGACCCGUACAUGUUCGUUGAGUCAGAGCGCGAAGCCAUGCUGGAGCGCUAUAUCGCUAGCCUCUCCAUCAAGGAGGUCACAAUCAUAUAGAUGUUCAUGUCUGUUUGUCCCUUCAUCUCAGUUCUGCAGUA